This is a messenger RNA of Magallana angulata, 1245 nucleotides long. RefSeq lists its product as uncharacterized. The coding region runs from base 103 to 618 and encodes 171 amino acids. The record is from RefSeq and is a predicted model, not a curated record. Lineage: Eukaryota; Metazoa; Mollusca; Bivalvia; Ostreida; Ostreidae. The transcript has 4 exons.
UUAUCGAUCCCGAUGCAUCAUGCAUAACAAAUCUCAAAAACACCCAGGGACGUUUAAACUGGCUGUAAAUGAAGUGUAUCUGUUAACUUGAACUUGUUCAAAAUGGAUUCUGUAUAUUAUUCACUGGCAUAUUUUUCUUGUUUGUUUUUAGUGAGGUUAGUAGACUUUGUUGGCGCAGAUCAUGAUUGUAAUACGGAGGAGGAGAAGUAUGACAUCUACUGUCGAGAAGACAUUGAUGUAAUCAUGGGAUCUAUUGUUGGCGGUACAGUUGCCAUAUUACUGAUUGCUGCGAUCUCCACAAUUAUCUGCGUCAAGUGUUGCUGCAAAAACACAAGACAUGGCGCCAUAAUCACCCCUAGUGGUGGAAACACAAACCAAAUAACACAUACACAAUCCACCAAUCUCCAGGCUCGUGGAUUCAGCAGUACUCACACCUAUUACUCGACCCCAUCCGCCCCUCCCAUGAUUUGGUCAUUUUCCCAAAGUAACGAACCCCAAUCCACGGGAUACUCCGAACCUAGCUCCUACUCCGGAACAGGGACUCGAUUUGGAGACGUCCCUCCGCCUCCUACGUACGACGAAUCUGUGUCAAACAAUCCACUUCCGCCUAAAUAUUGACAUAAUCUCAAAACUUCAUAAUUUGGAGAUGCUUUCGACCUAUACAAGUUAAUGAAAUUUUGUUUGAAACAGCAAGAGACCUAACCCAUUUUUCCAUAACAUUCCUCGCCUGUACGCAUUGUGCAUGUGCAUAGCAGAGCAACCUAAAACAUCAUAUUUUAAGACAUACUUUAAUCCGUGUAAAUGCUUUAUAGUAAUUGUAGAACUAAGGAUGCACAUUACUCAGCAAUUGUUAAAAAACAAAAAACAAACUCAACUGCAAAACCAGGGCACGCACUUUAAAAUUUUAUCAGAAUAUAAAUUUGAAGUUGAUACUUCAAACUAACUCCUAGCAGAAAACAUAGUAGAUUUUCAUUGUAUAGUCAUCUGCCAACUGCAUGUUUUUCACUUAAAUAUUUCAUGUGCAAUUAAGUUACGUUUCAAAGGUAAUAUAUCUAUUCCAUUAUUGGAUUGUCUUCAUAUCCGUCCUUCAGCUAAGGUUAAUGCCAAACACAUCGGCAAUGUGAUCUUUACGUUUAGAAUACAUUAAAAUAUGUGGUCUUGCUGACUAAAAAUUUUACAGCUCAGGUUAAAUACCAUAAGUUAUUGUUUUCUUCUCAUAUUAUAUUAAAACAAGUAUUUUCUCUG